AUGCAUUAUGUUACUGAAUUUGCAUAUGGUGGACAUCCCUAUCCUUUCAGUGGCAUCUUUGAAAUCAACCCUGGCAAUGCUGCUGAGCUCGGAGAGACAUUCAAGUUCAAGGAGGCCAUUGUUCUGGGCACCACAGACUUCACAGAGGAGGACAUCGAUAAAAUCAUGGAGGAGCUGGGAAAGGAGUUCAAAGGGAACGCGUACCACCUGAUGCACAAAAACUGCAACCACUUCUCCUCCUCACUGUCAGAGUUGCUGUGUGGGCGUGAGAUUCCACGCUGGGUGAACCGCCUGGCGUACUUCAGCUCCUGUAUCCCGUUUCUCCAAAGCUGCCUGCCCAAGGAGUGGUUGACGCCAGCCGCACUGCAGUCUCACAUCAGCAUGGGCCUACACAAGGACGACCAGCACGACUCCAGCGAUGAUGACCCAAACUCUCCAUCAGGGGGCGCUGCGACGGGCUGCUCCUCCCACGGUUGCCGUCACACCAGAGUCUGACCCACGCUACAGAGAUGUACUAUCACAUUGAACUGUGGGUCCCUCGUUCCCAUUGGCCCAAACAACCACCUGACCUCUAGAAUAUGGGAAAUAGCUGCUGCCACUGUUAGGACAAGCCAUGGCCUCUGUAAAAAUACAAGAGGCAAACUUUAAUUUUGAGCUGUGAAAAAUGCUCGGACUUGACAACAGACUGCUACAACUUUGUAUUUAUUACUAUUAGUCUUUUCCAUGGAGUUUUAAACUUUUGUCCCUGGCUUCAGAGCUGUUUGUUUUUAACCAGAUUCCUACCCUGAGAUAUAAAAAUGUUGGGACAAUGGGUGGAAAAAUAUCACAAACACAUUUUGUGCUGAUCUAAUAGAAGCCUUUUGUUCACAAUGAGACAUACCACAUAUCAGGUAUUUUGAGUGUUUUUAACAUCAACGUAAUAGACCACAUUCAAAUCAAGCAGUAAACUUUCUAGGGGGGAGAUCCUAAUCCUUGCAGCUAAUAACACGCAUAUAAUAUUGAAUAAACAAUCCCAUACAGACAAGUUGCUGCUGUCAAUCUCCAACAUAAAAAAGCUUCAUGUGUCCAUUGUGAAAAAAUGCAUUUAUGGAUUCUGCAAAUGAGUGUGGGCAGUUAAUCACAUAUUUAUUGGUGUUCCCAACUGUUUUUAAUAUAGGCAAAACAAAAGACUGUUCAUAUUGGGGAAAUAACCAGGUAAACCCCUUUUCUUUUAAACAGUAAUUUUUGUUCAAUGACCUCAAUGUGGCCUUCAGUUAAUAGUGUUGGAUACAUUUUCUUUGGCCAUUUUUAGAGGUAACUUUAGAACGAGGAUUUGACUGCUCCUCAGAAUGAGUAAAGAAAAUGUUGCAUGUUGAAAUGACAUGAUAAACAGGAAAUCUAUCUGAAAAUUAUUCCUAUGGUGCAACCUGCAAAUGAGUCAGGGUUUUUGCAGGCCCUUAAGUCAAUUUGGAAGUGAACAGCUCUGGCACUGAAGAACUACAACUAUAUAAGCAAAUUAUUAAUUCAAUAAACUAAUAUCAUUGCUACCUUGUCAAAGUCUAUGAGAAUUCUAUGCUGUGUAAUUCAUAAUUUAUUGUUAAUACUUAUGAAUUUUUCAAAUCAACUCCUUGCAAAAACCCUGCUUUGUUGCAAGACAAAAGCAAAAAGUGUUCACUCAUCUCAGAAGAGCUGAGCUGCUCUAAAUGCACAACUGGUAACUUUGUCUUGUUUUUAUUGGAAAAUAAGAAUUACAAGUAUGGAACAACUUCUAAAACAUGACUAUUCCCAAUCCUAGAGGUUUGUUUCCUAACAAUAUCACAAUUUAAGUGGAUUCCUUAACAAAUAUAUAUCAAGACUGUGUCCUUUUGGUGCUCUUCAAUCUAUUUUAAUCAGGUAUAAAGGUGUCAUUGCUAAUGUAUGCUUGGAAUGAAUGAGAUAGAGAAAUGGUGAUGCUAAAUAAUACAUUAUCCAACUGGAUUAUAUUAAAUAGUCUUUUUAAUGGAGCUAUGUUGAAACUGUCACGUUAGUACAGUAUGUUUUUUUUUUCUCAUCUGAGAAUGCACCAUCCAACUUUUACAAACAUUUGAAUAAGGGUUGAAUUGUGCAUAGCUUGCACAGUGCUUACUUUACUCUUUCUUGUGUGUGGGAUUGGCAGAAAAAGUAUACAAAUUUAUGAGCCCUUAAUUCUUCUUUUUUUUACAUACAAGGUUCUCACUUGCACUAUGAUAGACUCUACAGUUAAUUUAAAUAUAACGUCCUAAAUAGUUAAACCCUCAGGUCCAAGAAAGUCCCAUAAUUUGAAGUAAAAAACUAAAAACAACAUACACAUGUUGCUACAUGAGAUUUUGGUUUAAUAUAAAAAAAUAUUUGCACUUUCUUAUAAUUUCUAAUUUUAAAAUAAUUCCAGGCAUACUGACAUAACAGUUGAGCUAUGUUUUGAACCAAACUGAAAUUAUUUACUUUUCCUUGCCUUUUAGUCUGCCUUUUUGAUUUAACUUUUAAUUCCUCUUAUGUUUUAUUUAUGGCAUUCUGACAGUUACAAGUGUAAAAUCAGUCAGUCCAGAUUCUAACAUUUUAAGGAGCCCUUUUACAGGAAAAUCUUAACAUUUUACCCAUUUUCGUUGUUCCUUUAUUUAUUUGUUAUUGGUCACGGAGUGUCUUAUGUAUAUAUUUUAGUUGACCAUGAUUAGUAUUACUGACAACUUUUACACAGCAAGUAUUUUUUUCCCAUUGUGUCGUCAAUGUCCACCCAAACGUCUUUCCUAACAAUUUCAAGAAUG
Boleophthalmus pectinirostris (great blue-spotted mudskipper) is the source of this 2759-nucleotide messenger RNA. RefSeq names its product deubiquitinase DESI2. Lineage: Eukaryota; Metazoa; Chordata; Actinopteri; Gobiiformes; Gobiidae. Gene Ontology annotation, molecular function: deubiquitinase activity. The transcript has 4 exons. Gene Ontology annotation, biological process: protein deubiquitination. The record is from RefSeq and is a predicted model, not a curated record. Bases 1 to 495 code for a protein of 164 amino acids.